Molecule: messenger RNA, 210 nt
Organism: Strongylus vulgaris
Lineage: Eukaryota; Metazoa; Nematoda; Chromadorea; Rhabditida; Strongylidae
Source: the annotation of a GenBank genome assembly
AUGUAUAUCAAACAUGCUUCUCGGGAUUACAAUAGUUUAUUCUUUAAGGUGGAACAAGGACAUGUCCGAAUUGGCCCAAAGCUCGUGACAGACCCAGCCUUUAUCGUGACUAGAACCCAAGAGGAUGCAAUCACUUGGACGAAUGCCAGUAAGAUAAAACAGUAUGUGCUUGACUACAACAAUGUGCGUGAUGAUUUUGAUCUCGCUUGA